This is a messenger RNA of Postia placenta MAD-698-R-SB12, 453 nucleotides long. RefSeq lists its product as hypothetical. The record is from RefSeq and is a predicted model, not a curated record. NCBI's taxonomy places the organism in Eukaryota, Fungi, Basidiomycota, Agaricomycetes, Polyporales, Adustoporiaceae. The annotation marks the transcript as partial. The transcript has a single exon.
CAGAUCGUAUCAUGGAUACCUGUGGAUCUCGCCGCCGCUACCAUCGUUGAUAUGUGCGAUAUUGCAGCGGAUACGCUACACCUUGUCCACCCGCAGCCGGUCAGAUGGAACGCCAUCAUGGAGCCACUUGCGUCGAAACUCAAUGUCCCUCUGGUCCCGUACGUUGAAUGGCUUGCUCGCCUUGAGAGUCUGGCAGAAGAUGGAGAUGUGCAUGCCACGCAUGCGGGCAAAAACGACAAGGCAGCGCUACGUCUUCUAUAUGUCUACCGAAAGGCCUUGGCGACGCCGGAGCGACUGGAGGAAAGUAUGGGUUUGAUGCCACGGGUUGCCAUGGACAAAGCUGUACGUAUCUCGCGUAUUCUUCAGGAAGGGAGCACACAGCAACUGGGACCGGAAGAUGUAGAAAGGUGGCUCUCAUAUUGGCGUGUUACGGGAUUCAUGCGCAGCAGCUGA